AUGUCGCUUGGUACGCUACUUACUUUAUUUAUCAUCACAAAUUGGCAGUUUUUCCAAGUUGAAGGUACAAAGUGCAUAUAACCAAUUAAUAAAUAAAGUACUAAUAAAAACGAUCGGGUGUUGACAAUCGUGUUCAAUUAGAUGAACUAUGAUUGCUCAAAAAGAACCAAAUUAAUGUAUAUACUGUUGUACAUUUAACAAUUAGACAACGAAGCCGAGUUGUCUAUAUGAGCGAGUAGUCAACGAGGCGAAGCCGAGUUGACUGAUUCGCUCAGAGACAACGAGGCUGAGUUGUCUAAUUGUUUUAGUAUAAACUACGGUACAUAAAGAAAACUGAAUUCUUCAAUUGCUUUUUAUGUAAAUUAACAACUUUUUAUAGAAAUGAGCGUUUAAAUGCCUUACUUUCGCAAUAUUUCGCCUCGGCCUUGUUGACAACUAAUCAGUGUUGCGAACUCCCAAGAAUGACUUGGAAGAUUGGGCGUUGUGAAAAUCCGGAAUAUCACGGAAUAUGGCGGAAUCUCACGGAAUAUGGCGGAAUAUCGCGGAAUAUUGCGGAAUAUCACGGAAUAUCGCAGAAUAUGGCGGAAUAUCACGGAAUAUGGCGGAAUAUCACGGAAUAUCAUGACAUUUUCCCGGAAUAUACCUGAACAUCACGAUAUUUUCCGAUGGUAGCCAUGCGACUGUUUAUAAAGGCAUGGACGUCUGACAACAUAUUUUAUUACAAAAGCGAUGGAUCUUUCCCAUUUUGACGGUAAGUAACAAACAAUAACUCUAUACUGCAAGUUUUAUAUGUUGUUUAUAUCAUUAUUACGAGUGUUCACCAAAAAUUUUGAAGCAAUAUGAUUAAUUGCUCUUGAGUUACAGCAUCUUGAAAAAUAUAAGUGCUGACGACAGCACUUUUGUUUUUCAAGACCUGCCAAUGAGAUGCAUGUAUUCCUCUGGCAAAUAGGCACCGUCAUCCCUAUUCACAGCAUAACUACUCACAUUUAUAUGCCAUGCUUCUAGGCAUAAUCUUUGACCAUGAUAGCGAUUGUUUGUGGUAAUUACUUUACUAGAGUUUUCUCACACAAUCUCGUCUGUACUCAGGAGGAAUGAAUCAUAUUGAUUCAAAAUUUUUGGUGAACACUCGUAAUAAUGAUAUAAACAACAUAUAAAACUUCCAGUAUAGAGAUUAGAGUUAUUGUUUGUUACUUACCGUCAAAUUGGGAAAGAUCCAUCACUUUUGUAAUAAAAUAUGUUGUCAGACGUCCAUGUUAAUUUAUAAACAGUCGCAUGGCUACCAUCGGAAAAUAUUGUGAUUUCCGGUAUAUUCCGGGAAAAUGUCGUGAUAUUCCGCCAUAUUCCAUGAUAUUCCGCCAUAUUCCGUGAUAUUCCGCCAUAUUCCGUGAUAUUCCGCCAUAUUCCAUGAUAUUCCGCCAUUCCGGGUUUUCACAACGCCCCGUGGAACAUACGACUUGUGAAUUGUAAAAAGUUUAAAAAUAUGUCGUAAAACAGUUUAUUGUAUAAACAUAAGUGUUAUAUAGAGUUUUUGGCCACUGAGAAAAAUGGUAUUUAAACACACGUAAAAAAUACGAUAUUUUACGUGCAUGUGAAAAUAUCAUUUGUUGUAAAACGCAUUGCCACGGACGUUUUAUUGUUUUUCACUGAAUUUUGUUUAUAUAAUAAACAGAAAAAUUCAUGGGUGCUUGGAAAUACCAGAUUUAUUUCUCGUGUUGAACAUGAUAUCUCACUCGUUCGCUGCGCCCACUCGUGAGAUAUCAUGUUCGACACUCGAAAUAAAUCUGGUAUUUCAGCGCACCCACGUAUUAUUCUCUACAUAAUAGUAAAGGGGUCGUUCUACCAGAAAAGUUUGGUUAAUGGACCUUUAACCUUAUAACUAAAAUUUUGAUCUAGACAAAAUUUCAUCACAGCUUGAAAGAGCAUCCCAAAAUUAGUAAUAUUCCGAAGUUUCGUUGCGAACUGUUGUAAAAUGCGGAUAAUAUAGCCCUGCGAAGUUUGCAAUUUUCAGUCAUUUUAGAUUACAAAUGGGAAAUUGAUACCCAUGCAAAUUGGGUGUUUAGGUAUCAAUUUCCCGUUUGUAAUCUAAAAUGACUGAAAAUUGCAAACUUCGCAAAGGCUAUAUUAUCCGCAAAAUUGAGAAAACUUUAAAAUUUUACCGUAAGCAUGUGUCCGCAGUUCCCAAGAGUCUUUGUUUGUCACUGUGUAAUCCAGAACGAAAAUUAGGUUAUUUUGAUAACUUUUCCCUUUAAAUGCAGCUUUCAAUACUUAAAAAAACAGCCAUUGACUCUCGCGCCCUUCGCUGCUUAUUGCUACUAGUAGGCUAUCACUAAUAGCCUAGCUACUAUAUAGUAGCGUAGCCAAUCAGAACGCACGAUACAUGAUAGCCUAUAGGUUUAUACUAAUUAGCGAUAUACUGUAACAUGUUCUAUAUGUGUAUUUUGGCGAAACACGUUCCAAGAAGCGCGUUAGAACAAGGAUUUCAUUGUAUUUCACUGUACAAUAUACUAAGCUAUAAUUAUAGUAGUAGAGAAUAUGCUAUCCGGUUUCAAAAAGCGAACAUAUACUUGUUGUUCGGAUGCAAUUGACUUGUAAUAAUUGUUAUACCAGUAUAUUCAGUUAAUAGGCGGCUUCGCUGAGCCAUGGAAACUAUAUUCCACUUUAUUUUCUAAUGGCUCACGUUUUAUACAGAUUUACAUGCAGGAUGCAUAAGAAACAUAAUUCGAAUAACAUAUUAUCAUGUCUUAGAUACGUAUACAGAUUUACUUUUCCCAUACUAAUAAAGAUUAGGCUUUCUGCUGUCAAAUAACACAUUCAUUGCGACCAAAAAAGGCCAAAUAUGACCCGAUUUUAAAGUCCCUAUUCAAAACUGAAUUUUUCCACUUAUAUGUCUGAAAUUGCAUGAUUAAUUAAAGAUAGCGGAACGUAUGGGUUAAUUAUCAAGUCUUGGUAAAUUUAAAGACGAUUCAACUGGCGAUUUAAUCAAGAACGAAAUUUAGUGAUUAAAACUUUUUCCCAUAUUGGACGUUUGCAGACAGAACCCGCGAUGCCAAACCUACCUCAAAUUUUCGGGAAAAUGUUAAAAAAUUGGAAGAGAAUUUCCAAAUCAGUUCCCAAACGUGAAAAAAUGCGAUUUCGACCCGCCACUUUUCAUCGCAUCGUAUUUGGCCAAUUUUUAUCGAAAUGGUAUAAAAGAGAUGUUGUUUGAAAGUUAAAACUAAAGGCCUGGGGCUAAGAUUGUACGAAGGCAGGAUAGCGCUUUCCGACCGAUUCAGGCAGGGGCGAAGACAGCCCAAAACGAGUGGAGAGGAGUCCACGUUGUAUACACAGAAAAACUAGAGGAUCUGGUUGUCCAUGGGCAUAUUCCCCUGGAAAAUUUCUCUAUUUUUAGGUUCAUGCAUUUUAUAGACACGCUUUGUGAUAAUCUGAAACGCACGGAUUUGGUAUAUUUUUUCUCAUGGAUAAAAGCAUUACGAGGUUACGCCUCCCAGUUUCGCCUUAGUUUUGGAAGAUUUACAUAUUAAAUUGGCCUGUAGAGUAUUGGUGGACGAGAGAGGGGGGAGUCAAGAACACCCUCCAUUCCCCCGUGACUACGCUCCUGAUCAGAUUCAGAGUCAUUUUUCGAACCCUUCUACAAUUUCUUGAAAAGUACGUUGAAGAAACUACGGAUAUGGACAUCACCAUAAUCCGAAAGAAACGUAAAUUUAUAAAUACUUAUGUUUGAUGUGGUAUUUCUAUAGACUUAAUAUCAUUCUAACGCGCGAUAACAUGUGAGAAUCGUCGAGAAUCUUUUUUAUACACUUGCAUGUAUAAGCAAAACGCCCGCAGCAACUCUUGUCAGAGCAGACUACGCACACUACAUUUAGUUUGGGCACAGAUUAUAUAAAGGACAUUUUUAACUUUACUUUUCUCAUCUGUGGUUACUUUCACUUUCAGGGAACGUUGGACAGGAAUACAUCUUCUAUUCCAACGCAACACACAUUUCAUACGUUUCUGUUGAUGGCGGAGAAUCUACAGCUAUCCUAUCAGCACAAAGUGCUACCCUAGGUUACGAUGAACAAAACUAUCGCCUCUGGUAUUAUGAUACAGUGGGAGUCACUCUCCACAACGCUAAUUUGGACGGUAGCGAUUUGCGUACUCUGUCGGUUCUAUCAAAUUUUGGUCCAUUUACAGUUGAUGCAGUGAAUCAAAGUAUAUACUACCUAAACAACGACGAUAAUAGCGUCAAAUCAAUUGAUUAUAACGGUAAUCUCUUUCCAGAAAUUGCCGCCUUACAGAGUGGCAGUGAUUUUAAGGACUUACAAAUUGACGCCUAUAACAGGUACUGUGGUAUAGGCCACAAUAUAUUAUAACAUAUAGCUAUAUACUGUAAGUAUAGAUUAUAGUAUGGUUUCGACAGAAACGUCGGAGAAACGUAUGCACUGAUUUGUAGUCUUUGAAAAACUCACGAGUGUUGUUUCUCCAAAUCAUAUUUAGGGCAAGUGGCACUCAGUACAUUUUAAUUACCUUUCACGUAGAUCGUUAUUCCUCACCACCGAUAGAAUGAACUCUCGAAACCUUAUCCGGUACAGUCUGCCUGAAGACGCUGAACUAACGAUCGACGAUAACAUAACUGGAAUAGGAACACAUCUUGCUGUUGAUACCUCGAACAAAAUUGUAUAUUGGAUUCAUUUUACGGAUGACACGGAUUAUAAAAUAUACAAAACUACAUAUGAUGGUCAAACAUCACAGAUAGGACCUGAACAAACAGGAAGUCUUACCACUGUUGAUAUUGGAGAGGGGAAUGGAUUCUUCUAUAUUCUUGAUUCUGGAACGUCAGAAGUCAGAAAAUAUAACAAAACAACGGAUACAGUAGACAGCACGAUUUCACUUUCACCUGGGGCAGCACGAAUGAUUGUUGUAGCUGGUACGUAAUAAAUGAAGUAGGCUACAGGUGUAAUCAUGUUCCCCGGAAAUGCAAUAACCGCGUUCCGCAUUCAAUCUGAAGGAUUGGAUUGAUUUAAUGGCCAUGGACCAAUAUUAUGGCUGUUUAAUUAAAAAAGGGGUAAUUAAACCUAUUGAUACUUAAUACAACUGAAACAUGAUCUUGAGGGUCCUUCCAUACAUGAUCACGAUUAUGAUCUCGAUGAUGAUCUCGAUGGUCAUUUGCCGCGAACCACACUAUAUUUAAAAGUCUAUAAUGUUGACUCUUCGAUCUACACCAAUUAUCAAUAUUAACAAUCCAUGCAGGGAGUGCCAAAAUUCAUCUCUUAGAUUGAACUUCGAUGCAUACAGCUUUCGCAUUUUUUUCGCACACCCACAGUGUGUAUAUAUAUACAUCGCUAUUGCACACUCAGCAAUACGGGUCGAACAUAAUUUAAGUUAGCUAUGAACGAAGAUGAUAGGAAUAAAACUAUGCUUGUCUCAUUUGAUGUUUGACUCUUCCAAAUUGAUGCACGAAGACUGUUACCCUUCUUUUUUUUCUCGUAGAGGUGUAGUCAUGAGGGAGGCAUGGGGGGUGGACCCCUCCCCCAGGUCGUCCAGGACUGCCAGAUGAUUAGACCUGCCCCUCGUUUGGGGUUGGCCAUGCCCCUGCUUUCUCUGACAAAGCGAGAUUUUCGCUUGGAUUUAGACAAUAUGUUGAAACACGAUGUUCACUUCAAUUUCAUGUUCUCGUCCGCAUAUUGAACCAAGAUCCCAGAUGGUGGACUGCUCCCUGUUCUUGGCCUAAAUGUUUCUAAAAUUAAGGUCUUCAUAAUUAUGUCAUUUUAAAAGUCUUUUUAAAUACGACAAACUCAUCUGGUGCUGUCAUUUCCCUAUAAUUUGUAUCAUUACCCCCUAAAUUUUUAUACCUUGGUUUUUCACAAACGGAUUGGGUAUGAAACUGCAUCACUUCUGCUAUUUCGAAUGUUUCUUUUAAUUUUGUUGAUUUUUAUAUAAUUAAACAUCAUUGUAAACUCUUUUGUUUUCUAGACAAGGACAGCUGUGCGGUCAACAAUACUUGUCCAGCAAACUCGACAUGCACAAACAUUCCUGGUACUAUCGUUUGUUCAUGUAAUACUGGAUUCACUGGCAAUCAGACAUUUUGCCAAGGUACACAUAUAUUUUUUCGUAAUGCUAAUGCAAUUGCCAUGUUAGCAGGCCAAAGAAUGUGUUUUAUCCUAUUAUUUGUUUUCGUCAUUGGACCUGUCGCGGGAACAAAUUAAAAAUCAGUCUCUGUAACUUGUCCCAUCGUAUGACCGAAUCUUUAACAUUAAGACCUGUUUACACUUUUUACUACAAUUUUUGCUGCGAUUUUAGGUGCGAUUUUCUUCUUCUGAUAUAUGGAACGAGUGGAUGAGAUAGGAAUGUUUAGACUAGAGAACAUAUACUCAGAGCAUACUUUAACAGUUUACCUAUUUACUAGUUCACAGCCAUGAGAAGAGGAAAAUCGAACCAAAAAUCGCAGCAAAAAUUGCAAGUGUAAACGGGCCAUUAAAUGCAGAUUUUAUUCAGAAUAUAAUAAUUAUAAACACCAUCAAUGUUCUUUAGUCUUUACAACGAAAGUCACAAUUUGUAAAACUUUCUUAUUGAUCUUCUCUUUGAGAAGUAGAUUCUUUCAAUUAUAUAUAAUAUAUUCAAUUCCCCAUUUGAAGGUUUAAAAUAAAAAAGCUAAUAAUGUAUAAUGGGACGUAUAAGAUGCCUUCAAGGCUUAUAAGUACACUUUGCGCUUCAUCCAAGAAAGCAUUGGGCAUUCCUGUUUGAAUUCUACUCGCAUAAUUCAGUAAUAUUGACAUUUGAUUUAUAUUAUCUUUUACUCUGCAGACAUCAAUGAAUGUACGGAAAGUCCAUGUGGUUUCAAUUCAAACUGUACAAAUAUCAUUGGUUCAUUCCUUUGUGAAUGUCAAACUGGGUUUGAAGGAAACGUUACAAAUUGUACAGGUAACUUGUAGUUUUAUUUUUUUUACCUAUCAGUAGCCAAAAGCCAUCGCGGGAGCAUCUUUUGUAUUAGCAGCGCCUUGGUAUCAGCUAGUCCAGUUAGGCAAAAAGAGUGGAAUGAGUCUGGGACAGGGCAUCCAGGGGCGUAGCCAGCCUCAGACGAGUGGGAGUCUAAUUGUCUGUCCGGUAGCAUAAUUCUCCAGAACACAUUCUUAUUUUUAGGUCUGAGAAACGCUAUUUCAUGCAUUCUAGACAUAUUUCAUGAUAUAUUUGAUAUAUUAUAUUUCAUGCUGUAGAUAAAAAUUAAGAGAUUAAGCCCCUCCAGUAUCUCCCUAGUUUUGAAAGAGUAUUUAAAUUUGGUCCUGAAAUAAAAUGUGCGCCUGUGUGUGUGGGGAGUGUGGGAGGGGGCGGAGGAGACCCUCCCGUGGCUACGUCUCCGGGCUUUAAUUCAUCAGUUUUCAAUACACGCGUCAGACAUAUUAACUAAUUAGCCUCAUCACUUUGUAAAAAUCCACAUAUCAACUGCUUUGAGGUUAUAUAAAAAUAUUAAAAACACGUGCACAGGGCCGCCAAGAGGGGGCAAAGGGGGCAAUUCGCCCCGGGGCGCAUGCUUAAGAGGGCCCCAAAAGGGAACUUUAGGGAGUGGAAGUGGUCCUCAAAAACUCCCUAGAGGUUAUUUUGCCCAGGGUCCCAAAAAUCUCUGGGCGGUCCUGCACAUGCAGGUAAAGUCUUUGAGAGUCAUCUCAUGUGACCAAAAUAAUCACAAUGACCACGCGAAUUAUCUGGCGUUAGCUAGAAUAAAAUAUCAUGAACGUUGGGCUUGAUAUGUGAAUAUCCCCAGAAGAAUCAAUACAGUAUUCUAGAAAACUUUCAAAAUAACUACAAUUACCAUAUAUCACCAUCAAGGUACAUAUUUAUUAUUUCUUAGAUAUCAACGAGUGCCAAACUGAUCCUUGUGAUGUUAAUGCAGCUUGUACGAAUACCAACGGUUCUUAUUCAUGCAAUUGUAACGCGGGUUAUGAAGGCAACGGAACCAGCUGCACAG
Messenger RNA from Paramuricea clavata, 7939 nucleotides. The record is from the annotation of a GenBank genome assembly. NCBI's taxonomy places the organism in Eukaryota, Metazoa, Cnidaria, Anthozoa, Malacalcyonacea, Plexauridae.